AUGGGAAGUAACUGCUGCAAGGGAGAAGCUGGUGCCCAGGUGUACAAAGGAAAUGGAACCGAGAUAUCGAUUGGACCCCGUCUACGGAAAAGUCCUGUGUACACGGAAAUGAUGCGAGAGGAAACAUUCCAAGUGGACGAAACCCCACACAUUGGAGCACCAUUCUUUCUGAGGAAACUUAACGAUUACACGGUGCUGGUAGGCACGAAAGCGAAACUAUCAGUACACAUUUCGAACACCAAGGAUGCCAAGGUCUCAUGGUUCAAAGACGAUCUUCUUCUACCCGAAACGGACCGUUACGUUUGCUCCAGCCUGGGCCAGCUACAUUCACUCGAAAUCGCCACCGUUCUGCCCGAGGACAACGCAAAAUGGUCCUGCCAGGGCGAGAACUCGUUCGGCAAAUGCGUCUGCAGUGGGCAGCUCACAGUGCGAGUCCCAGAAACCUACAAAGCUCCGGAGUUUGUUGACGAACUGCGAGCCAUACUGACGAGCCAGGGUACGAUCUCGCUCGAGUGCAAAGUGAUCGGUUAUCCCACGCCGGAGUUGAGCUGGUUCAAGGAUGGAAAUGAAAUCAAGGCGGGUGACAUGUUCGGGCUUACCAUCAACGGAGGCGAUCUGGGAUCGUUGGGUGUGUACACCUGUGUGGCGAAGAACUGUGUCGGUACCAACAGCUCCAGCUCAAAGGUGCGCGUGCAGGAGACGCAGGAGACGACCAUAAAAGACAAAACGAUUGAUAAAAUAUCGCCGGUAUUUAUCGAAGAACUCGAAAGAAUCAAGGGCAAGAUUGGUGAUCGACUUGAGCUGCGGUGCAAAAUUAAUCUCUCUGCCGAUCCGGUGAGCGUUCGCUGGUACAACCAGAGUGGGCUUAUCGAGGCAAACGAAAAGUAUUCCAUGUUCGAAGAUGGACUUGGGUGCUUCAUUGUCGACAUUAAUGCCGCGGAGCUGUGCGAUGCCGGCGAAUGGAAGUGUGUUAUUACUUGCAAAGACGGUCUGAUAGGUAUAACAACCAAUGUGGUCGAAUUGGAUGUACCCAGAAACUAUCGAGCUCCCCGGUUCAUGGAAGGUCUGAAAGCUGUGCUGACCGAGGAAGGACUAGUGUCAUUCGAGUGCAAGGUAAUCGGUUAUCCCACACCAAUCCUUCGCUGGUACAAGGACGGGCGGGAGUUGAAGCCGGGUGAUGUGUACCAUCUGACGGGAGUGAAUUCGCUCGGAUCGUACUGCUGCGUGGCAAGAAAUAGCCUUGGUGAAGCAUCUAGCACUACUUUCCUCUCGGUGAAUGACAUCAAGGCGCAGCUAAACGAAGAGGAAUGGAUGAACCUGCUGCAGGUAAACCAGGCACCGAUCUUCAAGACGGGCCUCAUCAGCCGCGAUGUAAACAUUGCCGAGUCGUUCCGUCUAUCGGUCGUGAUCAGCUCGGUUUCUCGGCCCACGGUGAACUGGUACAAGGAUGAUCUGGUUGUGGACGGGACGGAUAAUUACAAAAUUUCUUCCGAUGAAUCCACCUACACGUACUCCAUUGAUGUUGUAACGGCGCAGCUGGACGAUCAGGGUGAGUGGAAGUGUGUGGCGACGAAUGAGUUCGGUCAGGCGGGCACGUCCUGCUUCGUGAAGCUGAUCAUACCGAAGCACUACCGUAAGCCGAAGUUCCUCGAAAACCUUAAAGCGGUCAUGCUACGCGAUGGUACGGUCAACCUGGAAUGCAAGGUAAUCGGUGUACCGCAACCGGUGCUGAAGUGGUACAAGGAUGGCACGGAGCUGAAACCGGGCGAUAUUCACCGCAUCAUUACUGGCCAGGAUGGUAAGUGCUGCCUCGGAACGUACACGUGUGAGGCGGUGAACUGCAUGGGAUCGGUGAGCAGUACAGCUUCGUUGCACGGAUACGAUGGUAUCGCAGACGAGGGACCUCUGCCACCGGAAGGUGCUGCAGCACUCGUAAAAGAUGCAUCCCUGUCAACAAUCCACGAGGAGCGCACUUCGCAAAUAUUCGACACGGCCGCCUCGUACGAAAGUGCAGCAAGCAACGGUCGGGGCGAGAUAUCGUUUACUUUCGACGGUAAGGAGGUGUCGGUGUCGCUCUACGAAACACCUGAGUUGACGAACGAUGAAGCGCUGCAGAUUGUGCAGAUGUUCGCUGAUCAAUUGCACCAGAAUAUUAACGAAAACGAGAACGUCACCAACAUGCCGUCGUUGCGUUUCGUGAAGGAAACGUCCACCUCGGGCCAGUUGGUGAUGGAGGCGCUUGUCAUCGACGUACCGGUGGUGGAGGAUGCCAACCUGUUCGAAGAUGAUCGCCGCACGGACUUCGACAUUGACGAGAUGCACGAUGAGAACACGUUCACCUUCGAAAGUGGAAUUGCCUCGUCGAAGGUUCGCACGCAACGACAUAGCAGUAACGAUCAGGAUGAGUUCCGCAGUAUGACCUCAUCGGAGCACUCCGACCUGGAGCGUGACGUGAUGAUGAGCAUUCUCAGCCGGGACAGUCUUCCGGUUCUGACGAGCCCAGCUAAGACAGUCGACGUCGCGACAGGUGACGAUACGCGUCAGCGAUUGCUUUCGCUGGUAGAAACGGUCAUCUUCCAUCUUGCCUCUAUUCGUGAGGAGGUACGGAAUCAGUCGGAUUUGGCGAUUACGGCGAGCUUCAUGGAGCGAAGCGAUAAAAUUCUUGCCGAUAUACUCUACCCAGUACAGCAGCUGCACAAGAACCUAGCAAAUACGUCAACGCUGGAGAGUCUGCUCGAUCCGCUGGAACUGUUAGCACGUGGACUGAGCGUCGUGGAGAAGUGCGUACAAAUCGGUGGCUAUAGUCGGACGUUCGUUUACCGAACUAGCGUGUGUAUCGUUGAGGGGUGUGGCAAGCAGAUACUGAACUGCCUGACAGAUCUACGUAUCCUAGCCGGCCAGCAGCUAGAGGCGGAUUUUGUCACCCAACAGAAGAUCUACAUGGCGAUCCUGGAGAUUCAAACAAGCAUCGAGUCGGCGCAGGAAAGCAUUCAGUCUCAGCGUAUUCUCCAGCAGGCAGACUCGGUUGCUGCCAUGCAGGAUGUGACUAGCAUCGUGACUAAUCGCUCAAUUUUCGAGGACAUCGAUUUCAUCCUUAAAUCUGAGGAACCGCUCGGUUUGCUGCAAGUGAAGAACCUGCAAAUCACGGUGCUAGAGUUUGAGAAAUCAUUAGCUACCAUUCUGACGAUCGUUUCACAAUCGGAAAAUUGUAACGUGCGCUCGGAAAUCGCUAGAUUUGGAUUGACGGAGGUUUUGCUUGAGCUGAAGAACAAGACCGAGGUAUUGAUGGUACAAUGUAGCGAACAGAGACAGCAAAAAAUUGUAGGCAGUGAAAUGAAGCCAGCUGUUGUCGAGUUGAACAGUUUAGUAGAGAUGGUCGAGGCUAAUGAAUCUUACGCGGAGGUUAUCAGUUGUCUCAAUGACAUGUUUGUGCCGCUGGAGGAAAUGAAGACAGCUCUGUCGAAGUUGACAAACGAACUGCGCCAUGUACCGGAAAGCGAGUACAACAGUAACCAGGCGCUGGAACAGCAGAUCGAAGAGUUCUACGAACUCAUCGUACAUCUGAAAGAGGAGAUUCAGCGUGCUAGCAAGGACUUCCGCGACAGUGCGGAUGUUUUCGAGCGAUUGGAAGAAUGUCUCAACCGCCUGUUCUGCAUUCAUACGGCGGACUCUAUCGAUAACGAAGAGUGCGCUCGAAUGGAAAUUGUACUAAUACAGCUUUUGAUGAAUCAUCUUACGAAACUUGAGCUUUCACUACAGGAGAAAACGGAACAGGAUAUGCUGUCGUUUAUGGCGACGGCUUUCCUGAACGUGCACGACAAUCUCCAGCACUUCAGCUACAUGCGCUCGAAUAGCAAGUAUGAAAAAAUUCGUCAAGAUAUCUUGCACCAUGCUAGAAAGAUGGUAUUUUUCUUGAUAGAAACAGAAACAUCUCUUACCACAGUUGUGGAGCGGCGUAAGGCUAUUUAUGAAAUGGCUCUAUUUUCUAUUCACACCGAUUGUAAAAGAAUACGGGAGGCUACAGAAAAGUAUGCAAUCGAAAUUUUCGGCGAACGUCAGAAGUGUGAAAUCCUUACGGAAUCUCUAGACAGCCUAAGCGAGUGUGCAACUGCUGCCUUGAAAUCACACGAGCAGUCACAAUCCGCCGAAAACGAGGUUGUGUUCGAUUCAUUGCUAAGGUUUGCGAUCAGCAUGCGUACUACGUGUGAUAUAAUGGAUGAUCAAACAAUGACUUCCACGAUAGAUGCAGACAAGAUACUUAACCAAUACACAUGCUUGCAGGCUGCAGCAGAAUCAUAUGCUUUAUAUAAUACCAACGAAAUGGCUCGGUCUAGUGAAACCUUUGCAGAAUCGUUAACUGAAAUAGUGAAGGUUGCCACUCCUGAGAAAGUGUUUGUAACGUAUGAAGAAAACACUAAACUGCACAGCCAAUGUCAGUCGAUCAAGGCAAGCAUAGCAGAUCUAAAAGAUUUUAUAGGCGAAACAAAAUCAGCAUCAGUGUAUCAAAAGCCUCUAACUGAACUUGAAGAUAUAGUAGAAACGCUUGUCGGACAGCCUACGCAACUCGAGAGUAUUGAAUUUGUGAAUGCCAUCGCUUCUCCGAUCGCGAAGGCCACCGAGACACUGAAGAACAUCGAUCUCCAGGCAGCUCAUGUGCAGCCGUCGGUCGUUCUGGAGGAUUGUCUGCUAGAAAUGUGUGCAUCCUUAGAGAAGGCUCAAACAACACACACUGUAGAAAAGGCCCAAGAGAGCACAGCUCAUUUCAAGUUGGUUGAUACAGUGACCCAUGUGCAGCACGAUAUUCGAGAAUGCAUUCAGUUGGAGAAGGACACUAGAGAAAAGAACUCGAAGCUGCAACAAGGCGCUUUGGAGUCGCUGAAGCAAUCCUUGUCCGAAGUCCAGCAGCUUGUGAAGUCGGACAUUGUGGUGAAAGAGGUUUCGAAGCCUUUGGUUGCCUUGGAAACCACUAUCAACGAGCUCAUUGGACAACCUAUGCAGCUCGAGAGCAUUGAGUUUGUGAAUGCCAUCGCUUCUCCGAUCGCAAAGGUCACCGAGACACUGAAGAACAUCGAUCUCCAGGCAGCUCAUGUGCAGCCGACGGUCGUUGUGGAAGAUUGUCUGCUAGAAAUGUGUGCAUCCUUAGAGAAGGCUCAAACAACACACACUGUAGAAAAGGCCCAAGAGAGCACAGCUCAUAGCAAGUUGGUUGAUACAGUGACCCAUGUACAGCACGAUAUUCGAGAAUGCAUUCAGUUGGAGAAGGACACUAGAGAAAAGAACUCGAAGCUGCAACAAGGCGCUUUGGAGUCGCUGAAGCAAUCCUUGUUCGAAGUCCAGCAGCUUGUGAAGUCGGACAUUGUGGUGAAAGAGGUUUCGAAGCCUUUGGUAGCCUUGGAAACCACUAUCAACGAGCUCAUUGGACAACCUAUGCAGCUCGAGAGCAUUGAGUUUGUGAAUGCCAUCGCUUCUCCGAUCGCAAAGGUCACCGAGACACUGAAGAACAUCGAUCUCCAGGCAGCUCAUAUGCAGCCGACGGUCGUUCUGGAGGAUUGUCUGCUAGAAAUGUGUGCAUCCUUAGAGAAGGCUCAAACAACACACACUGUAGAAAAGGCCCAAGAGAGCACAGCUCAUUUCAAGUUGGUUGAUACAGUGACCCAUGUGCAGCACGAUAUUCGAGAAUGCAUUCAGUUGGAGAAGGACACUAGAGAAAAGAACUCGAAGCUGCAACAAGGCGCUUUGGAGUCGCUGAAGCAAUCCUUGUCCGAAGUCCAGCAGCUUGUGAAGUCGGACAUUGUGGUGAAAGAGGUUUCGAAGCCUUUGGUUGCCUUGGAAACCACUAUCAACGAGCUCAUUGGACAACCUAUGCAGCUCGAGAGCAUUGAGUUUGUGAAUGCCAUCGCUUCUCCGAUCGCAAAGGUCACCGAGACACUGAAGAAAAUCGAUCUCCAGGCAGCUCAUGUGCAGCCGACGGUCGUUCUGGAGGAUUGUCUGCUAGAAAUGUGUGCAUCCUUAGAGAAGGCUCAAACAACAUACACUGUAGAAAAGGCCCAAGAGAGCACAGCUCAUAGCAAGUUGGUUGAUACAGUGACCCAUGUGCAGCACGAUAUUCGAGAAUGCAUUCAGUUGGAGAAGGACACUAGAGAAAAGAACUCGAAGCUGCAACAAGGCGCUUUGGAGUCGCUGAAGCAAUCCUUGUCCGAAGUCCAGCAGCUUGUGAAGUCGGACAUUGUGGUGAAAGAGGUUUCGAAGCCUUUGGUUGCCUUGGAAACCACUAUCAACGAGCUCAUUGGACAACCUAUGCAGCUCGAGAGCAUUGAGUUUGUGAAUGCCAUCGCUUCUCCGAUCGCAAAGGUCACCGAGACACUGAAGAACAUCGAUCUCCAGGCAGCUCAUGUGCAGCCCACGGUCGUUGUGGAAGAUUGUCUGCUAGAAAUGUGUGCAUCCUUAGAGAAGGCUCAAACAACACACACUGUAGAAAAGGCCCAAGAGAGCACAGCUCAUAGCAAGUUGGUUGAUACGGUGACCCAUGUGCAGCACGAUAUUCGAGAAUGCAUUCAGUUGGAGAAGGACACUAGAGAAAAGAACUCGAAGCUGCAACAAGGCGCUUUGGAGUCGCUGAAGCAAUCCUUGUCCGAAGUCCAGCAGCUUGUGAAGUCGGACAUUGUGGUGAAAGAGGUUUCGAAGCCUUUGGUUGCCUUGGAAACCACUAUCAACGAGCUCAUUGGACAACCUAUGCAGCUCGAGAGCAUUGAGUUUGUGAAUGCCAUCGCUUCUCCGAUCGCAAAGGUCACCGAGACACUGAAGAACAUCGAUCUCCAGGCAGCUCAUGUGCAGCCGACGGUCGUUCUGGAGGAUUGUCUGCUAGAAAUGUGUGCAUCCUUAGAGAAGGCUCAAACAACAUACACUGUAGAAAAGGCCCAAGAGAGCACAGCUCAUAGCAAGUUGGUUGAUACAGUGACCCAUGUGCAGCACGAUAUUCGAGAAUGCAUUCAGUUGGAGAAGGACACUAGAGAAAAGAACUCGAAGCUGCAACAAGGCGCUUUGGAGUCGCUGAAGCAAUCCUUGUUUGAAGUCCAGCAGCUUGUGAAGUCGGACAUUGUGCUGAAAGAGGUUUCGAAGCCUUUGGUUGCCUUGGAAACCACUAUCAACGAGCUCAUUGGACAACCUAUGCAGCUCGAGAGCAUUGAGUUUGUGAAUGCCAUCGCUUCUCCGAUCGCAAAGGUCACCGAGACACUGAAGAAAAUCGAUCUCCAGGCAGCUCAUGUGCAGCCGACGGUCGUUCUGGAGGAUUGUCUGCUAGAAAUGUGUGCAUCCUUAGAGAAGGCUCAAACAACAUACACUGUAGAAAAGGCCCAAGAGAGCACAGCUCAUAGCAAGUUGGUUGAUACAGUGACCCAUGUGCAGCACGAUAUUCGAGAAUGCAUUCAGUUGGAGAAGGACACUAGAGAAAAGAACUCGAAGCUGCAACAAGGCGCUUUGGAGUCGCUGAAGCAAUCCUUGUCCGAAGUCCAGCAGCUUGUGAAGUCGGACAUUGUGGUGAAAGAGGUUUCGAAGCCUUUGGUUGCCUUGGAAACCACUAUCAACGAGCUCAUUGGACAACCUAUGCAGCUCGAGAGCAUUGAGUUUGUGAAUGCCAUCGCUUCUCCGAUCGCAAAGGUCACCGAGACACUGAAGAACAUCGAUCUCCAGGCAGCUCAUGUGCAGCCCACGGUCGUUGUGGAAGAUUGUCUGCUAGAAAUGUGUGCAUCCUUAGAGAAGGCUCAAACAACACACACUGUAGAAAAGGCCCAAGAGAGCACAGCUCAUAGCAAGUUGGUUGAUACAGUGACCCAUGUGCAGCACGAUAUUCGAGAAUGCAUUCAGUUGGAGAAGGACACUAGAGAAAAGAACUCGAAGCUGCAACAAGGCGCUUUGGAGUCGCUGAAGCAAUCCUUGUCCGAAGUCCAGCAGCUUGUGAAGUCGGACAUUGUGGUGAAAGAGGUUUCGAAGCCUUUGGUUGCCUUGGAAACCACUAUCAACGAGCUCAUUGGACAACCUAUGCAGCUCGAGAGCAUUGAGUUUGUGAAUGCCAUCGCUUCUCCGAUCGCAAAGGUCACCGAGACACUGAAGAACAUCGAUCUCCAGGCAGCUCAUGUGCAGCCGACGGUCGUUCUGGAGGAUUGUCUGCUAGAAAUGUGUGCAUCCUUAGAGAAGGCUCAAACAACAUACACUGUAGAAAAGGCCCAAGAGAGCACAGCUCAUAGCAAGUUGGUUGAUACAGUGACCCAUGUGCAGCACGAUAUUCGAGAAUGCAUUCAGUUGGAGAAGGACACUAGAGAAAAGAACUCGAAGCUGCAACAAGGCGCUUUGGAGUCGCUGAAGCAAUCCUUGUUUGAAGUCCAGCAGCUUGUGAAGUCGGACAUUGUGCUGAAAGAGGUUUCGAAGCCUUUGGUUGCCUUGGAAACCACUAUCAACGAGCUCAUUGGACAACCUAUGCAGCUCGAGAGCAUUGAGUUUGUGAAUGCCAUCGCUUCUCCGAUCGCAAAGGUCACCGAGACACUGAAGAAAAUCGAUCUCCAGGCAGCUCAUGUGCAGCCGACGGUCGUUCUGGAGGAUUGUCUGCUAGAAAUGUGUGCAUCCUUAGAGAAGGCUCAAACAACAUACACUGUAGAAAAGGCCCAAGAGAGCACAGCUCAUAGCAAGUUGGUUGAUACAGUGACCCAUGUGCAGCACGAUAUUCGAGAAUGCAUUCAGUUGGAGAAGGACACUAGAGAAAAGAACUCGAAGCUGCAACAAGGCGCUUUGGAGUCGCUGAAGCAAUCCUUGUCCGAAGUCCAGCAGCUUGUGAAGUCGGACAUUGUGGUGAAAGAGGUUUCGAAGCCUUUGGUUGCCUUGGAAACCACUAUCAACGAGCUCAUUGGACAACCUAUGCAGCUCGAGAGCAUUGAGUUUGUGAAUGCCAUCGCUUCUCCGAUCGCAAAGGUCACCGAGACACUGAAGAACAUCGAUCUCCAGGCAGCUCAUGUGCAGCCCACGGUCGUUGUGGAAGAUUGUCUGCUAGAAAUGUGUGCAUCCUUAGAGAAGGCUCAAACAACACACACUGUAGAAAAGGCCCAAGAGAGCACAGCUCAUAGCAAGUUGGUUGAUACAGUGACCCAUGUGCAGCACGAUAUUCGAGAAUGCAUUCAGUUGGAGAAGGACACUAGAGAAAAGAACUCGAAGCUGCAACAAGGCGCUUUGGAGUCGCUGAAGCAAUCCUUGUCCGAAGUCCAGCAGCUUGUGAAGUCGGACAUUGUGGUGAAAGAGGUUUCGAAGCCUUUGGUUGCCUUGGAAACCACUAUCAACGAGCUCAUUGGACAACCUAUGCAGCUCGAGAGCAUUGAGUUUGUGAAUGCCAUCGCUUCUCCGAUCGCAAAGGUCACCGAGACACUGAAGAACAUCGAUCUCCAGGCAGCUCAUGUGCAGCCGACGGUCGUUCUGGAGGAUUGUCUGCUAGAAAUGUGUGCAUCCUUAGAGAAGGCUCAAACAACAUACACUGUAGAAAAGGCCCAAGAGAGCACAGCUCAUAGCAAGUUGGUUGAUACAGUGACCCAUGUGCAGCACGAUAUUCGAGAAUGCAUUCAGUUGGAGAAGGACACUAGAGAAAAGAACUCGAAGCUGCAACAAGGCGCUUUGGAGUCGCUGAAGCAAUCCUUGUCCGAAGUCCAGCAGCUUGUGAAGUCGGACAUUGUGGUGAAAGAGGUUUCGAAGCCUUUGGUUGCCUUGGAAACCACUAUCAACGAGCUCAUUGGACAACCUAUGCAGCUCGAGAGCAUUGAGUUUGUGAAUGCCAUCGCUUCUCCGAUCGCAAAGGUCACCGAGACACUGAAGAAAAUCGAUCUCCAGGCAGCUCAUGUGCAGCCGACGGUCGUUCUGGAGGAUUGUCUGCUAGAAAUGUGUGCAUCCUUAGAGAAGGCUCAAACAACAUACACUGUAGAAAAGCCCCAAGAGAGCACAGCUCAUAGCAAGUUGGUUGAUACAGUGACCCAUGUGCAGCACGAUAUUCGAGAAUGCAUUCAGUUGGAGAAGGACACUAGAGAAAAGAACUCGAAGCUGCAACAAGGCGCUUUGGAGUCGCUGAAGCAAUCCUUGUUUGAAGUCCAGCAGCUUGUGAAGUCGGACAUUGUGCUGAAAGAGGUUUCGAAGCCUUUGGUUGCCUUGGAAACCACUAUCAACGAGCUCAUUGGACAACCUAUGCAGCUCGAGAGCAUUGAGUUUGUGAAUGCCUUCGCUUCUCCGAUCGCAAAGGUCACCGAGACACUGAAGAAAAUCGAUCUCCAGGCAGCUCAUGUGCAGCCGACGGUCGUUCUGGAGGAUUGUCUGCUAGAAAUGUGUGCAUCCUUAGAGAAGGCUCAAACAACAUACACUGUAGAAAAGGCCCAAGAGAGCACAGCUCAUAGCAAGUUGGUUGAUACAGUGACCCAUGUGCAGCACGAUAUUCGAGAAUGCAUUCAGUUGGAGAAGGACACUAGAGAAAAGAACUCGAAGCUGCAACAAGGCGCUUUGGAGUCGCUGAAGCAAUCCUUGUCCGAAGUCCAGCAGCUUGUGAAGUCGGACAUUGUGGUGAAAGAGGUUUCGAAGCCUUUGGUUGCCUUGGAAACCACUAUCAACGAGCUCAUUGGACAACCUAUGCAGCUCGAGAGCAUUGAGUUUGUGAAUGCCAUCGCUUCUCCGAUCGCAAAGGUCACCGAGACACUGAAGAACAUCGAUCUCCAGGCAGCUCAUGUGCAGCCCACGGUCGUUGUGGAAGAUUGUCUGCUAGAAAUGUGUGCAUCCUUAGAGAAGGCUCAAACAACACACACUGUAGAAAAGGCCCAAGAGAGCACAGCUCAUAGCAAGUUGGUUGAUACAGUGACCCAUGUGCAGCACGAUAUUCGAGAAUGCAUUCAGUUGGAGAAGGACACUAGAGAAAAGAACUCGAAGCUGCAACAAGGCGCUUUGGAGUCGCUGAAGCAAUCCUUGUCCGAAGUCCAGCAGCUUGUGAAGUCGGACAUUGUGGUGAAAGAGGUUUCGAAGCCUUUGGUUGCCUUGGAAACCACUAUCAACGAGCUCAUUGGACAACCUAUGCAGCUCGAGAGCAUUGAGUUUGUGAAUGCCAUCGCUUCUCCGAUCGCAAAGGUCACCGAGACACUGAAGAACAUCGAUCUCCAGGCAGCUCAUGUGCAGCCGACGGUCGUUCUGGAGGAUUGUCUGCUAGAAAUGUGUGCAUCCUUAGAGAAGGCUCAAACAACAUACACUGUAGAAAAGGCCCAAGAGAGCACAGCUCAUAGCAAGUUGGUUGAUACAGUGACCCAUGUGCAGCACGAUAUUCGAGAAUGCAUUCAUUUAGAGAAGGACACUAGAGAAAAGAACUCGAAGCUGCAACAAGGCGCUUUGGAGUCGCUGAAGCAAUCCUUGUCCGAAGUCCAGCAGCUUGUGAAGUCGGACAUUGUGGUGAAAGAGGUUUCGAAGCCUUUGGUUGCCUUGGAAACCACUAUCAACGAGCUCAUUGGACAACCUAUGCAGCUCGAGAGCAUUGAGUUUGUGAAUGCCAUCGCUUCUCCGAUCGCAAAGGUCACCGAGACACUGAAGAACAUCGAUCUCCAGGCAGCUCAUGUGCAGCCGUCGGUCGUUCUGGAGGAUUGUCUGCUAGAAAUGUGUGCAUCCUUAGAGAAGGCUCAAACAACACACACUGUAGAAAAGGCCCAAGAGAGCACAGCUCAUAGCAAGUUGAUUGAUACAGUGACCCAUGUGCAGCACGAUAUUCGAGAAUGCAUUCAGUUGGAGAAGGACACUAGAGAAAAGAACUCGAAGCUGCAACAAGGCGCUUUGGAGUCGCUGAAGCAAUCCUUGUCCGAAGUCCAGCAGUUUGUGAAGUCGGACAUUGUGGUGAAAGAGGUUUCGAAGCCUUUGGUUGCCUUGGAAACCACUAUCAACGAGCUCAUUGGACAACCUAUGCAGCUCGAGAGCAUUGAGUUUGUGAAUGCCAUCGCUUCUCCGAUCGCAAAGGUCACCGAGACACUGAAGAACAUCGAUCUCCAGGCAGCUCAUGUGCAGCCGACGGUCGUUCUGGAGGAUUGUCUGCUAGAAAUGUGUGCAUCCUUAGAGAAGGCUCAAACAACACACACUGUAGAGAAGGCUCAAGAGAGCACAGCUCAUAGCAAGUUGGUUGAUACAGUGACCCAUGUGCAGCACGAUAUUCGAGAAUGCAUUCAGUUGGAGAAGGACACUAGAGAAAAGAACUCGAAGCUGCAACAAGGCGCUUUGGAGUCGCUGAAGCAAUCCUUGUCCGAAGUCCAGCAGCUUGUGAAGUCGGACAUUGUGGUGAAAGAGGUUUCGAAGCCUUUGGUUGCCUUGGAAACCACUAUCAACGAGCUCAUUGGACAACCUAUGCAGCUCGAGAGCAUUGAGUUUGUGAAUGCCAUCGCUUCUUCGAUCGCAAAGGUCACCGAGACACUGAAGAACAUCGAUCUCCAGGCAGCUCAUGUGCAGCCGACGGUCGUUGUGGAAGAUUGUCUGCUAGAAAUCACGAUAUUCGAGAAUGCAUUCAGUUGGAGAAGGACACUAGAGAAAAGAACUCGAAGCUGCAACGAGGCGCUUUGGAGUCGCUGA
This is a messenger RNA of Anopheles coustani, 12609 nucleotides long. RefSeq lists its product as uncharacterized. Lineage: Eukaryota; Metazoa; Arthropoda; Insecta; Diptera; Culicidae. The transcript has 9 exons. The record is from RefSeq and is a predicted model, not a curated record. Bases 1 to 12609 code for a protein of 4202 amino acids.